CAGCUGUCUGUUUUCCUCGCUCGUUUCGUUUUCUUCCUCUCCAAAAUUUAACAUUUUACAGACAAAAAAAUUAAUGGCGUAAAAAAAUGUGCAUAUAUAUAACGUCGGCAAUAUCAGAUUGGAAAUCUGGAAAUGGAUGAACCGUGUGAUCGUAUGCGAGUCACAGAAAAAGAGAGAGAGAGAGAGAGAGAGAGAGAGAGAGAGAGAGAGAGAGAGAGAGAGAUGCUUUGACCCAAAUUGACCGAGAUAUGUAUAAUGGACAGCGUGAGAGGGAGGACGACAUAUCCCGCCGUUAUCAUUAUUAAUGGCAGCAGCGUUAAAAUCGAGGAUGCGAACGAUGUUUUAUGCUAAGUACUCAAUCGUCAACCAAAUCACGAAACCUAUUAAAUGGACCUACCACCGAUAUUCGCGUUGAUGUUUGUUCAUCACGGCGCGGAACAAUGACCAUAUCGGGGUCCGGUUUUUGUAAAGGUGUGUACGCUUUAAAAGCCCAUCCGCAAAUUCAUCGGUCAUCAGUUGUAUUCCACUAUUCAAAUUGGAAAUGUCUCGAUUGUGUUACGAUUCACAAUACAAAACGGGCUUCGCGCAGAUAUAUCGAUGGUUUUUCUUUGUCAGCGCGAUAUUCUUGAGAAACUUUGCUGAGGGAUUAGAAUCUCGGGACGCGGUUUUUGUAAAUUUCCAUCGCAAAUACAACAUUUCUAAAGUGGCGGUACUCCACGAUGGUUAUUUACCUCCAGCUUCGAUUCCGGAUUUCUCUUUGCCGGAGGUAAUUGAUAAUAGAAAUGUAAUAGGAACGAACGAGACCAGAAACUAUCCCAAUGUAUUGUACCAUCCCCCUGAUCGGGAUUCCUUGCGAGCUCUCACGCGCAAGGGUUUACAAGACAUGAGAUAUCUGGGGGACACCGGGUUACAGGCACCUCAACAUCAUCGACCCCAACAUCGUCGACCCACUUUUUCGCAAGGCAAACAUUCUCGACAGACAACCCAGUUUCCUCCUCCUGCUCCUUCUCUUCCUGCUGUCGGUGAAACACCGGCCUCCUUGGCAAAUCGCAUCAAUGUAGAAGAGAUGUCUUGUCAAAACACAGGAGACGAAUUGUUCUUCAGAGCAUCCAUCAAAGUACCGAGAAACUCGGCUCCGCCGGUGAUAGAUAAUGUGAUGCGUGAAACCUGUCAAGUGAUAGCUGUUAGGGAUUCUUAUCACAUUAAUUUUGAGAGGGAUCAAGUCUGGGAUUGCGGGGUCGUUGAUUGUUCCGCGGAGGGUAACCGAUCGUACUGUCUCGAGCUGAGAUUUCCAAUGAUUUCCGGUCUACGUUUGAGAGAUGAUCACAGGGUGAUGUUACGAUGUAAAACACAGGAUAAGAUCGCGUAUCACACAAAGCGAAUCAACGUGAAAACUCUGGAAGUGAAAACGAGAAAUGUUCCGAGUAUGCUCAACGGCGGUUCCAAGAACGCUCUGGACGUGGAUGUGGGACUGUUUAGAAAGACUUACAACUCGGAAAACAUUUUCGACAUAAGGAUACAAUCAGGCGGCACUGUUGUUCUCGGCGAGGAGAUUCUGCUGCGCGUGUUAGUCAACGGUGACGACGGCUGGCGACAUUCUAAGAUUGGUCAAGUGACGAUGCACUAUGUGGAAGAGAGACAGCAACAGAAAGUUGUCAACAGUUUGUGGAUCCUGGACAAGGAUGGUUGCUUAAAUUCGGACGUACACGAGAUCUGUCCUCGAGAACAGUACAUGGCAUCGUCAUUGGAGAGCUAUCUAAUUUUCCAGGCAUUCAUGUUCGAUGGCAUGAAGGAGACUGACGAAAUUUCUCUCACCGUGAAGGCGAUGGCGUGUCUGGAGCCUGUGGAUUGCGUUCUGGAUUGUCCUGCCGGUCAUAUUAGACGCGCCAGGAAUGUUCCAGAUCGAAACAGCACCGUCGAGUGGCAGGAUGACAUAAUCCUGCGUGUGGUUCUUCCAAAAUACGAAUUACGCAUUUCGCAAAAUUAUUAUUUAGCGAUCUUAUUGUUAAUAAUGGCAUUACUCGCGCUAAUCGCAAUAUUACGGAUCAUUAAAACUUCGCUUCGUCGAAGAACAAUAAAAUCCUGAAUAAUUUCAAAUGUUUAAUAAAAAAAAAGUGUAAUAGUCACUGCUAAUAU
This is a messenger RNA of Cataglyphis hispanica, 2136 nucleotides long. RefSeq lists its product as uncharacterized. The transcript is spliced from 6 exons. The record is from RefSeq and is a predicted model, not a curated record. NCBI's taxonomy places the organism in Eukaryota, Metazoa, Arthropoda, Insecta, Hymenoptera, Formicidae. The coding region runs from base 542 to 2086 and encodes 514 amino acids.